AAAAGGUGCCGAGGGUUGUGCGCGUGAUGUUUCGUCGCCGCCGAGGACGAUGUCGAGGGAGAAGGUCGAUGCAAGGUGAUUACGAAGGCACGCACCCCGAUAUACGCAGCACUGCCAAUAUACCGGCAAUCUAUAUCGGAAACAGCUGAUCGCUAUCGAAUUAUUUGACACUUGAUACUCACACACAUACACGCAAGAGCCACGUGACAGCCACUUCUCGGUGUGCACUCGCGCUCAGCUGACAGGUCGCGCCAGUUUGCGCCUCCUCUUCCUCUUAUGAAGCGUAGUAAUCCUUGUAUCGCGGGAUCAACGACUGCGAUUACGUCGCAGCGGAAAUGGAGCCGGGGACGCUGGCGAAGGUGUUGCACGAUUUCCUUACCACCGUCGAUGGCGAGCUGAGCCUCUCCCAGGGACAAUAUUUCCUGAUACACGAGGUCGUAGACAAGCAUUGGUGUCUUGGUCAGUCUCAGGACAGAGUCGGCAAAUUUCCUACGAGUCAUUUACAUAAAGUGGAACUUCCUCGGUUUGAUGAGACGGAAAGAGUGUUUGUCGCUGUAGCUGACUUUCCUGGACAGGAGACUGGAGAUCUGUCCUUUGCGCGAGGAGAACUUGUAAUUGGAGUAAGAGAUGUAGGUUCAGGAUGGUGCAUGGGCAGGACAAGCUGGAAAAAUGGUAUUUUUCCAACAACACAUACGUGGGAACUAGAUACAACAUUAAUAAAGAAAACAAUAAAAAAGAAAUUAAUAAGAAAAAAAGCAAAGGUUAAAACAACACUGAAAGCGCAACUUGAUGAAGAGUUGGACCUAACAGCGGGCGAAAUUGUCACUGUUAUAGAAAUUUUAGAUGAUGGCUGGUGUCAUGGAGUUACAGAAGAUGGUAGGAAAGGCAUAUUUCCAGAAGGAUUUAUAUCAUACAUAGAUAUGGAUCAAGACACAGUUGAUCAAAGUGAAAUUACAUGCACAACACAAAAUGAUGUUGCAUCUUCCUCGACAUCUUAUGAUGGUGUAAUUUACAAAGAUUUUGGUGAAACUUCUACUGGAAACUCUUACAUGAAUCUGCCUGACGAACCUGCUCCAAGCUACUUUGAUCUAUUCCCAGAGGCCUUAUCAACAAUUAGUGAUGCAACAGAUGUACAAUGCAAUAUUCAUGCGAAUUCUAUCGAUGUUAAACCAUAUGCCAUAACAUUAUAUCCAUUUAAUGCGCAAUUUCCAAACGAAUUGAGUUUCGGAGUAGGUGAAGUGGUGCAUCUCAUCAGACAUAUCGAUUCUGAAUGGAUGGAGGGUAUGAUCGAUACUACUAAAGGGAUAUUUCCAUCAUCUUAUGUCAAUAUUAUAGUCGAUUGUGCGGUAACCAAGCAGGAUCAAGUUCAAUCUGAAGUGCCCGCGAAAAAAGAUGCUUUGGAACCGAAUGCUACUGUAAAAGUACUGUUUACCUUCGACGCGCAAAUGGACGGUGAUUUGAGCGUUCAAGAAGACGAAAUUGUCACCGUGGUGGAAAUGGCUAAUGAAGAUUGGGUGAAUGUGAAGAAUAAAAAUGGCCUAAUCGGUUUAUGUCCACGAGAAUAUUUGAGUUCGAUAUCCGAGCAUUCGUCAGAUAGUCUACAGGAAUCGAACUUGGAAGAAUUUGAAGAUUUCGUCCUGGUUAGACAUAAGGAAGCGAAUGCAGUUGUAACAGCUGAAGAGCAAAAGCCAAAGAGAUUGUCGCAACCGCACAGACCAGCACCGCCAGCUCCGGCUCCAGGUAGAGUGCCAUUACAGAAGGAAACUGUUGCAAAUAUAGAAGCAUCUGCUCAAGAAAAUGAAGCUGCAAUUAGUAAUACAGCUAAUGUAAGGCAAAAACGUGCGGAUCAACGACAAAAUGUAAUAUCGGAGUUGGUUAUAACAGAGAAGGAAUAUGUUCGCGACUUGAAGUUGACGUACGAAACGUUUAAUUUGCAUGAUCCGAGUUUCCUCGGAUCAAAGGGAAUUGAUGUCGUUACGUUGUUUGGGAAUAUUUUGGAAGUUAUUCAUGUCGCCGAGGAGUUAUUGGAUAUGAUCUUAAAAUCGAUGAAAGAUUGCGAUGAAAGCUUGCAAACAAUUGGACCUUGCUUUGUAAAUAUGUCCGAGAAAUUGAAAAGCGUUUAUGUUAAGUAUUGUGGAAAUCAUGAAGCAGCAUUAGCUUUGUUAACAAAGUAUGAAAAUAAUGAAGAAAUCAUGAAAAUAUUUAAUAAGGGUAUUGAGACACUACGUCGCCAAGUUGCUUGCUUUGAUAUGAGCUCUAUUCUGAUAAAACCAGUUCAAAGAAUUUUGAAGUACCCAUUAAUGUUAUAUGAAUUAAUAAAGUGCACAGAAGAUAAUCAUCCAGACAAAGCAGCUAUAGAAGAAGCAUGGAAAGCCAUGACAAAUGUAGCCAGUUAUAUCAAUGAAUAUAAACGCAGAAGAGAUAUCGUGUCAAAAUAUUUAGACACUGAUAAUACUUUAAUUAGCAAAAUGUCGAAAUUAAAUAUGCAUUCCGUAGCGAAAAUGUCUACAAGGCUAAGCACAAGGUUGUCGGCGAGUCUAGGCUUGACAAAUAUCGUGAGUGACACCGAGUUUGAGGAACUUGAGAAGCAAUUUCGAUCUAUAGAGAAAUGCACGUGGCAAUUAGUUAAGGAUAUUGAGCAAUGUAUCACACAUUUGAGCGACGAAGCUAUAUCUGGUGAAGUAAUAGCCGAAUUCCUUGUGCAUUAUUAUCAAGAGACUCCGACUGCCGAGAUGAAGAAACUACAAAACAUAAGAUCUAUAAUUUGGUCUCAAUAUAUGCAGGACUUUAAGACCUGUAUCGAAAAGAGAGUGAGCACACCGUUGCAUUCCUUAGCGACAUUAUUAGAAGGACCGGCGAUGCUGGUAGCGAAGAGACACGAUAAGUUGCUGGAUUACGAUGCUGCUAUUUCUAAGAGUGAGAAAUAUAAAGAAUCAAAAAUUACACAAGAGGAAUUAUUUACUGCUAAGAGUAUUUACGAAGCAUUGAAUCAACAAUUGAUCGAGGAAUUACCUAUAUUAUUGGACGCAGCAGCGAAGAUUUUAGUUAAUUGCAUAAGCACUUUCGCGAACACUCGAAAGUUAUUGAGUGGAAAAAUUACUAAGCAAUAUCUGACUCUUUGCGAGACGUCGCCGCAUCUAUCCUCGCAAGAUGUGCUGGAGUCAUUUCUCGUGAAUCAUAAUUUAAUAUGGAAUCAAUUAACGCGUUUCGCAUUUGCUGGCACGAAUCCUCGAACAGACGAGGUCCAAUCGCAAUUGUGCGAGCAAACGGAACAGCAGAGAUUCCUGCUUAGAGAAAAAUACACCGUAGACAAAUUGUUUGUAGUGAUUGAGGACGUUACCAGUAAUUCCACGCUUGACGUAAGUGCGGCGAGAGGUACGUUAAUUGCAGCCAUCAAGAAACAGGAUCCGAUGGGAAACGCGGCGAGAUGGUAUGUUGACACUGGAGUCACUCAAGGAUUUCUGCCCUCUCAAAAACUGAGACCGGUUCAGCGGCAAAAUCAGCACCAAGCUGAUCCAACCGCGACGGACGUCGCUGCUACUGGAAGGAAGAGCUCCAGUCCUCCAAAUUUGAUGUCGCUGGAUUCUCCGGAGAAGGAAAUCAGGAAAACGUCUCCGUCGCAUCUGGAAGAUUUGCUUUCAUUAGACGAAGAAUCGAAAUUGAAUCACAAUUAUUGCAACAUGUCAGAAAUGCCGAGAGCUCAAGUGUAUCAAAAUGUAUAUAAUGAAUUUUACUACGCGAUGUAUGAUUUUGCUGGAAACAUGCCAGGCACGUUGCCUAUUAUUAAUGGCCAAGCCCUCCGACUCGUUAGGCCUCAUGACGAAAAAGGAAAUAACGAAUGGUGGUUCGUAGAGAAUCGAGAAGGUAAGCAAGGCUACGUUCCACGGAAUUAUUUAAGCUCGGCGGCCAAAUCAAAGCAAUAAUAAUGGAAAGUCAAAUUAGGGCACAAGUUUUACAUUUAUAGUAUUAUAGUUUUCAUUAUAAGAUCAUGAUAUAAUUAAUCUGAAAAAUCGAUUAAUUGAAAAAUCAAUCAUCUUUCUCGAUUAUAUAAUAUCGAUUUGAUUUUGUUUUAUAAGAAAAUUAUUUUUUAAUAUCAAGCUUAUUUUAAUGCAGUAGUAGUCUAUAUAAUCUUUUUGUCUAACUGAAAUGUACAAAAAGAAGCUGUAUUCAGCAUGAUCAAGUCUCGAAUUUUUAAGAAAGAUAAUCUAUCGGGGUGUAUCAGUGGAAAUAUACUCAAGUUUUUUUUUUAAUUUCUCGUUAGUAUUUAGAUUUAUACACGCUUUAUAUAUUCUUUAAGAUUUUUAUACUCUACAAUUUCAAUAAUCACUAUUUAAUUAUUAAUGCGUGUAUAUAAAAUGUACAUAAUGCUUUAUUAUUGGGAAGGUUUAAGCUGUUGAUAAAUAAUUAAAUUAUUUUCAAUUGUAUUAAUAAUUGAUAUUAGCACAGAAAAAUGUGCAUAUGUAAUCACUUAAAACGAAAUCGUGUUCCAAUAAAAUAUUUCUUACAACUUUUAAUAUAUUUAACUAGCCUACAUCAGAGAUAUACAGGUAUAUACAUAUAUUGUGAUCAUUUAAGA
Molecule: messenger RNA, 4576 nt
Organism: Nylanderia fulva
Lineage: Eukaryota; Metazoa; Arthropoda; Insecta; Hymenoptera; Formicidae
Product: rho guanine nucleotide exchange factor 38
Biological process (GO): intracellular signal transduction
Cellular component (GO): cytoplasm
Molecular function (GO): protein binding; guanyl-nucleotide exchange factor activity
Source: RefSeq, a predicted model, not a curated record